GCUGGGGCCUGCUCCCCAGAGCCCUUGGAGCAGAUUGCAGACCUUUGGAGCCCUAUGUCGCUGGCACCCCAGAACCCAGAACAUGGCAGAUGGGGCACAGGCAAACCCCAAAGGGUUCAAGAAGAGGGUGCUGGUUAGACACCCCUUUGGGUGGAGGGGCCCAAGUCUCAGUGCCUCUUCUCCUUUGAGGACCUCCAGCCUGGCUACGAUGAAGUUCUUCGCCAUCGCCAUCCUGGCCGGCAGCAUCCUGCCUCUGGCCCACAGCAGCCUGUUCAACCUGAAGUCCAUGGCGGAAGCCAUCACGGGAAGAAACGCCAUCUUGUCCUUUGUGGGCUACGGCUGCUACUGCGGGCUGGGGGGGCGCGGCCGGCCCAUGGAUGAAGUGGACUGGUGCUGCCAUGCCCAUGACUGCUGCUACCAGAAGCUUUUUGAUCAGGACUGCCACACCUACGUGGACCACUAUGAAUACACCAUCGAGAAUAACACAACGAUUGUCUGCAGAGAUCUCAACGAGACGGACUGUGACCGGCAGACCUGCGAGUGUGACAAGAGCGUGGUUCUGUGCUUGCAGAGCCACACCUACAAUGAGACGCAUCGCAACUACCUCAAUAUAUACUGUCAGGGCGUCACACCCAACUGCAGCAUCUACGAGCAGCCCCACAUCCAUGAGCAGCCCCAGGAGAACACGACCUGCAGGCUCACCACCCUGGCACCCCCUGCACCCCCCUAG
Molecule: messenger RNA, 730 nt
Organism: Hipposideros armiger (great roundleaf bat)
Lineage: Eukaryota; Metazoa; Chordata; Mammalia; Chiroptera; Hipposideridae
Gene: PLA2G2F
Product: phospholipase A2 group IIF
Exons: 5
Coding region: 83-730 (215 amino acids)
Biological process (GO): phospholipid metabolic process; arachidonate secretion; lipid catabolic process
Molecular function (GO): calcium ion binding; phospholipid binding
Source: RefSeq, a predicted model, not a curated record